Messenger RNA from Fusarium falciforme, 1194 nucleotides. RefSeq lists its product as hypothetical. Bases 1 to 1194 code for a protein of 397 amino acids. Lineage: Eukaryota; Fungi; Ascomycota; Sordariomycetes; Hypocreales; Nectriaceae. The transcript is spliced from 3 exons. The record is from RefSeq and is a predicted model, not a curated record.
AUGAAGCCUGUCCCCCAAGGAGCCGCUCACAUCCUGGUUCAUUAUCUGUACACCGAACGUUACGAGGGUCUCAAGGUGAUUCGCAGUCGAGAGCUCGAUAAGACCAAGUCCCAGUUCCGCAUGGCGGUCCAUGUGUGCGACCUCGCGAGAGAGUACAACCUCUACCAACUCGAAGAUCUGGCGACCGACGAGCUAGUGGCUCUCACUCCUAUGCUACAGCUUGGCACCAUGAUCACCAUCCUGGACCAGGAGGAGUUCACUCACACUAAGAUCUCUGGUUGGCUCCGCGAUUAUAUUUCGCAUGAGGUCAUGACGGCUGGCAAGGCUACCACUCCUAGUGUUGUCCGAGGCAUGAGUGAUGUCAUGAAGCACAACCGGCCCAUCACGGGCAUUGUCUGCAAGGCGAUGGCUAGGAUGGAAAUGGAGAACCAGCGCCUUCGCCGCGCCCUUAAGGAGAACCCGCACCCAACAAUUUCCGCCAGGCCACAUCCUUUGGCGCAUGGCAAGAUGAAGACUGAAGCUACCGACAACGAUGGUCCCGGAGAUGUCUCCCAUACUCCCUCCAAGAAGGGUGCCACUCCGUCCAAGUCCCAUCUAUUCAGGCCUUACAUGGGUGCCACUUACAAACUCGAGUUUGCCAACAAGCUGGUCAUCAAGGUCUCGCGAGGUGUCAUCGAUAAACAUUCCGCCUUUGCCGCGCACUUCACCGACCGUCGCAUUGACCUCACCGAGAUGAACGAGAGCCAAGCCCACAUCCUCAUCCAUUACCUCUACACUGGAAGUUACCAGCCACUAGAUCUUGAAGCGGAAACUCCAGAGGAGAAGCACAUCAAGGCCUUUGCCGUCAGCCUUUGGGUCUACGCUGCCGCCGUCGAGUACGAUCUCGAGCACCUCUCUGUCCUCGCCACUCUCGAGCUCACCAAGCUAGGCGAGGGCAUGACUUUUAUCGAUAUCCUCGGAAUUAUCAGACAAGAGGAAUUUGAACUGGGGGAGCAUGAGACCUGGCUCUACGGGUACCUGGCCAAGCGUGCCCAGAGGCUGGAGCCCGUCAGCCACGAUCAUGCCCAGUCUCUCCGGGAGAGUAUUGGCGAGAAGCGAACCCUUAUAGACAUUCUAGUUGAGACGAUUGUUAACUUGAAGCUCGAGGUCCAGCUGCUGAAGAACCUGCUGCAGAAUGCGCGUACCCGAGGUUGA